Molecule: messenger RNA, 1318 nt
Organism: Budorcas taxicolor (takin)
Lineage: Eukaryota; Metazoa; Chordata; Mammalia; Artiodactyla; Bovidae
Product: cytochrome b5
Exons: 5
Coding region: 67-471 (134 amino acids)
Cellular component (GO): intracellular membrane-bounded organelle; mitochondrial outer membrane
Molecular function (GO): heme binding
Source: RefSeq, a predicted model, not a curated record
GACGCCCGCUCUUCUCCGUCCCGCUCUUCCGCUGCUUUUAGGGCCUUAAGUUCGCUGCGUUUAGAAAUGGCCGAGGAGUCCAGCAAGCCCGUUAAGUACUACACCCUGGAAGAGAUCCAGAAGCACAACCACAGCAAGAGCACCUGGCUGAUCCUGCACUACAAAGUGUACGAUUUGACCAAAUUUUUGGAGGAGCAUCCUGGUGGGGAGGAAGUCUUAAGGGAACAAGCUGGAGGUGAUGCCACUGAAAACUUUGAGGACGUUGGACACUCUACAGAUGCUCGAGAAUUGUCCAAAACAUUUAUCAUUGGGGAGCUGCACCCGGAUGACAGAUCAAAGAUAACCAAGCCUUCGGAAAGUAUUAUUACUACCAUUGAUUCUAAUUCCAGCUGGUGGACCAACUGGCUGAUCCCAGCCAUCUCAGCGCUGGUUGUAGCCCUGAUGUAUCACCUCUACACUUCGGAAAACUAAAUACAUUCUCAGAAGCCAAUGGAAGAAAAGACUGCGUUGGUCCAGGGAGAAAGAAGCCACCACUCUUAACUUCGACUGACAAACCCUUCACCUGAAAAUAAUCUGAAUACACCUAUUUUCCUUUCCUCCUACAUUCGACACAAAACAAACCAAAACUGUUCCAUUCUUUCGACUACUGAACUUCUAGAGUGUGCCUUCUUAUUCACCAACUUUGUUUUGCUGUUCCAUCACUACAUCAUUUGCUUAUUGUGGACGUGAUCUUUGAAAACAUACCACCAUGCUGAGCUGUCUGUUGGGUAUAUAAUUGUCUUUAGUGUUUAGAAUCUGAUUACUUGGCGGUUGUUUAAUGCGCUCAUCUUUCAGACCCAAGUUGUCCGAGGUAAGGAGGGGUGUCCUUGGGUCGUUCCUUGUGCUGCUUCAUCUAAUUGAAUGAUCAGAUUUUGCAUGUUUCUAGUGUAGGGUUUUUUUUUUUUUUUUUUAGGAAGGCCCAGAAAUAAUAGCUUAAAGAUUUCUAAUAACUGUUCUACAAAAAAAAACAGUCGAAUAGAUGAUAAAAAGGGAAAGCGGCCUACAAGACCUAGAAAAGAUAAUCUAUCUCGUCUGAUUAAAAACACCAGCAACGUCAACAAGAAGCCUAAGAACCAUGAGAGAACAUUGCCGCUGUGUCAUCUCUGAGUUUAAACAGUUUGCACAAAGAUUCUGAUUGCACAGAGAUUCUCAGCUAAGUUUCUCAGGUUUUACAGACUCUCCUUCAGAAGUGAAAACUGCUUUUCUGCCCCCAUAAGGCAAUCUUGAUUCCCUAAUCUGGGUUUUUUUUUGGGGGGGGGGUGGGGGGCGGAAUCUAAUC